This is a messenger RNA of Molossus molossus (Pallas's mastiff bat), 2130 nucleotides long. RefSeq names its product zinc finger protein 286A (gene ZNF286A). Gene Ontology annotation, molecular function: RNA polymerase II cis-regulatory region sequence-specific DNA binding; DNA-binding transcription factor activity, RNA polymerase II-specific. The transcript is spliced from 6 exons. The record is from RefSeq and is a predicted model, not a curated record. Lineage: Eukaryota; Metazoa; Chordata; Mammalia; Chiroptera; Molossidae. Gene Ontology annotation, biological process: regulation of transcription by RNA polymerase II. The coding region runs from base 214 to 1779 and encodes 521 amino acids.
CAAGAAGUUCGCAGUCUUUGUUAAGCCGGAUGGGAGGUGCCGGCGUCCUAGGGCUGAGGAAGAACGGACCCACCUGAGUGAAGCCUGGCCGCGGAGCCCCAGAGGGAAGGCAGGAAGGAGCACGGGGCUUCUCGCUGUCCCCUGCACAGAGGUCCAAAUUGAGGGGCAGGGAGGGGAGAGCGCAGAAUCUUCAGAACCGGAGAAUUGGUGAUAAUGGAGAGAAAUUUGGCCGAAAUGGCUGAGAAGAGAGCUAUGUCUUCCCAGGAUUUUUUGUAUUCCCAAGAGAAGAGCACAGAAAAGGGAGAAGUGGCAGCCCUGCGCCUCACAGCCAGAUCCCAGGCAUCUGUGACAUUCAAGGAUGUGGCCAUGGACUUUACCCCAGAGGAAUGGGGGAAGCUGGAUCCUUCGCAAAGGGAUGUGAUGCUGGAGAACUAUAGGAACCUGGUCUCACUUUGGCUUCCGGUUUCCAAGCCUGAGAACUACAAUUUGGAGAAUGGAAAGGAACCAUUGAUGUUACAGGCAAAAGUCCCCAAAAGCAGCUAUUCAGACUUGGAGAGUAGACUUGAGAGCAAAGAUUCAACUUCAGUACAAGAUUUUUCCAAAGAAGAAUCAUGCCAGGUUGCAAUAAUAGACAGACUGACAGGGACUAGUGCCUAUGAUACCAACUUGGAAACAACUGUUGAAUGUGAAAAUUUGUUAGAGAACCAUCAUGGAAAUCAAGGGAGACACUUGAGAGAAAUGUUCACCUACAGGAAUUCACUCCCUGAAGAAAGAGCUCAUGAGCAUGAUGUAUGUUGGAAAAACUUAAGUCAGAAGUCUGUCCUUCUCACUCAAGACAGAGUUCCAAAAGGAUACUAUGCCUUUCAUACACUUGAAAAAAGAUUGAAACAGAAAUCAAACUUAAGGAAAAAGCAGAGAACUUAUAAAGAGAAAAAACCUCACAAAUGUAACGAUUGUGGUGAACUCUUCACUUACCAUUCAGUGCUUAUUCGACACCAGAGAGUCCAUACUGGAGAGAAACCCUAUAGCUGCAAUGAAUGUGGGAAAUCUUUUAGCCACAGAGCUAAUUUAACUAAACAUCAGAGAACUCAUACUAGAAUUCUCUUUGAGUGCAGUGAAUGCAAGAAAGCCUUUACAGAAAGCUCAUCCCUUGCAAUACAUCAGAGAAUUCACAUUGGAGAGAGACCUUAUGAGUGUAGUGAAUGUGGGAAAGGAUUUAAUCGAAGUACACAUCUUGUACAGCAUCAGUUGAUUCAUACUGGAGUGAAGCCUUAUGAAUGUAAUGAAUGUGAUAAAGCUUUCAUUCAUUCUUCAGCACUCAUCAAACAUCAAAGAACUCACACUGGAGAGAAACCCUAUAAAUGUCAGGAAUGUGGGAAAGCUUUUAGCCAUUGUUCAUCCCUUACUAAACAUCAGCGAGUUCAUACUGGAGAAAAGCCAUAUGAAUGUAGUGAGUGUGGAAAAACCUUUAGUCAGAGCACACAUCUUGUUCAGCAUCAAAGAAUUCAUACUGGAGAAAAACCCUAUGAGUGUAAUGAAUGUGGAAAAACCUUCAGCCGGAGUUCAAAUUUUGCUAAACAUCAAAGAAUUCAUAUUGGAAAAAAACCAUAUAAAUGUAAUGAAUGUGGGAAAGCCUUUAUUCAUUCAUCAGCUCUUAUUCAACACCAGAGAACUCAUACUGGAGAGAAACCCUAUAGAUGCAGCGAAUGUGGGAAAAGCUUUAAGUGCAGUUCAUCCCUCAUCAGACAUCAAAGAAUUCAUACAGAAGAGCAACCCUGAAAAAUUACUAAAUGUGAAGAAAUGUAACUUGGGUUUGUCACUGUGUUAAAUACAAGAGUGUUUAAGUGGAAGACCCUUAAAAUGCUGCUUAAGGACCAAUUUUGUAUACAUCUGAUUUUACUUGCAUAGUACAUUUUUGAGCCAUAAACAAAAUGUUCCAUAUGUCCAUUGUUUUGAUAAUUAUGAAAGCUACUAGCCAGAGAUCUCAGAUUUUGAUCCUUAACCCCUCCCAAUAUCCUUUUGUGGAUAUUCAAUAAAUCUUUACAAAUGGGUAGCAAUAUAAUCAUUGUAGAGUCCAGUUUCUCCCUCUUUUUCACAUCAUAUCCCUGUUACAGCUUUUUACUUUAUUUU